AUGAUGAUGUAUUCAGGGCACAUUUCAAGCAAGUUAGAAAACGACAAAUUAUCAUAUAGUUGUUACCAAGGCAAGGAAAAAUUGGGAUAUAAUGAAAGUUGGUUCAAUAAAAUCAAGAACAGAAGUGAAGCAGGAGUAUCAUACCAAAGCCAACUUGAAAUUUUAUUUUGGAUAGCAUUCUGUCUAGUGCUGAUGGUGGGAUACAAGUACCUUUCUGAUGGAAGUUUUUCCGCAAUAUUGACACUAUCUUCGGCAUUCCAAUGUUUUGCAUUUCUAUUACUGGCAUCAAAAGUUAACACGCAGUGUUCUCUUUCAGGAAUUUCUCUAAGAAGUCAAAUACUGUAUUCAAUAGCUUUAAUUUCUAAAUUAUCUUCUACUUUAUUUUUCAAUGGAUAUUUACCAGUAGAUAGAUCGGGCGAUUGGGUAUAUCAAGUGGCAGAUGUAGUUUCUUUGGCUAUUUCUCUCUUAUUAAUUUAUUGGGGGAACACAAAGCUUAAGUAUCAAUACAAAUUUGAUAAAGACUCAGUAAAUAUUAUCAUACCAAUAGUAUUUUCUGCUAUAUUAGCUGCAAUAAUACAUCCAGAUUUGAAUAGUUAUUUCCCAGCUGACUUUGCUUGGACAUUUUCAUUAUAUUUGGAAACAACAGCGAUGCUACCGCAGCUUGUUAUGAUGACAAAAAUUGGAGGUGAAGUUGAAACUCUUACAAGUCAUUAUCUGGCAUCUUUAGCAACCUCAAAGAUUCUGUCAUUUGUGUUUUGGCUUUUUUCAUACAGGGAACUCGCUCCUGAGCAUGGAAAAAACAUUCCAGGAUGGACCGUAAUGGCUUCCUUUGCAAUUCAAAUAAUUCUUUUUACAGACUUUUUGUAUGCAUACAUUAAAUCUGUUCGUUUAGGAAAAGCACUAAUUAUCCCUACAAGUAUUGUAUAA
This is a messenger RNA of Cryptosporidium ubiquitum, 927 nucleotides long. RefSeq names its product ER lumen protein retaining receptor 1. Gene Ontology annotation, molecular function: ER lumen protein retrieval receptor activity. Lineage: Eukaryota; Apicomplexa; Conoidasida; Eucoccidiorida; Cryptosporidiidae. The record is from RefSeq and is a predicted model, not a curated record. Gene Ontology annotation, biological process: protein retention in ER lumen. The coding region runs from base 1 to 927 and encodes 308 amino acids. The transcript has a single exon. Gene Ontology annotation, cellular component: membrane.